AAGGAUAGCACGGCUGCGUCUCACAUACUUCGGACAUGUUGUCAGGAAGGACCAGUCCCUGGAGAAGAACAUCAUGCUUGGUACAGUAGAGGGUCAGCCAAAAAGAGGAAGACCCUCAGUGAGAUGGAUUGACACAAUGGCUGCAACAAUGGGCUUAAGCAUAACAAUGAUCAUGAGGAUGGUCCAGGACUGGGCAGUAUUUCGUUCUGAUGUACAUGGGGUUGCUAUGAGUCAGAACGAACUCAAUGGCACCUAACAAGAACAACAGCACUUAUAUAGAGAUUACCAUUCAUAAAUAGGUAGGUAGUUAGAUAAAUGAUAGAUAGAUAGACAGACAGACAGACAGAUGAUAGUUAGAUAGAUGAUAGAUAGAUAGAUGAUGGAUGGAUGGAUGGAUGGAUGGAUGGAUGGAUGGAUGGAUGGAUGGAUGGAUGGAUGGAUGGAUGGAUGGAUGGAUAGAUAGAUAGAUAGAUAGAUAGAUAGAUAGAUAGAUAGAUAGAUAGAUAGAUAGAUAGAUAGAUAGAUAGAUAGAUAGAUAGAUAGAUGAUAGAUAGAUGAUAGACAGACAGAUGAUAGACAGAUAGAUAGAUAGAUAGAUAGAUAGAUAGAUAGAUAGAUAGAUAGAUAGAUAGAUAGAUAGAUAGAUAGAUAGAUGCAGAUUUAUCUUUCAGUUAGCAGCUGUAGCACUUACAGAGUUUCCAAAUGCAGAUACAGACAUAGAUAUAUAAAAUUCAUUCAAAAUUUUCAAAUAAACAAACAAAUCCAAAUAAGGUAAGGACUCUUCUUUUUCUUAAUUUUAAAAUAAGGAAAUUGAAACAUAAUGAGGCUGAGUGAUCUGGCCAAGUCCAUGAGUGACGCACACUCAAAUUCAGCAGCUACCUCAGAUUCUGCAUGCUUAAUACUCAGUAUACGACAGACACAUUUGAGAAAGCCAGGGAUACAGACAGAGGGAGAAAGGGAGUAUGGGAAAGACAGAAAGAGAGGAGAAAUCUUCAUAUAAACAAAUACUUAGAAUACUGGGCUCCAGAUAGAGGUUCUCAUCAUAUCUAGUUUAUUCCAAUUCUGUCUCUCAUUCAGUAGCAACUGCUAGGGCAGUGUUUAAACAGAAUUAGUCCCAUUUUUUGAAAAUUUCUCCUAACAUUUUCAAAACUUAUCUUACUAACAUAUGGAAGAUUUUGUAAUGUUGCCAUGGAGCGACUGAAACCUAAAAGUUAGGCUUAUGCUCUACACCUUGUCUCUCGUAUUCCAGCUAUACAAAUCUUAGAUACCAUGAAAGGAGAAAAUAUGAGCUUCCCAAGUAUGUUUGUCUUGUUGGGCUUCUCAGAUUAUCCGUGGCUGGAGAGGCCCCUCUUUGGAGUGGUCCUGGUCUUCUACAUCCUGACCAUGGUGGGAAACAUCUUCAUCAUCCUUCUCACCAUUGUGGAUCUCAGGCUCCACACUCCCAUGUACUUCUUCCUAGACAAUCUCUCUUUGCAGGACCUCUGUAUCGCCACCACUAUUUUGCCACAGCUGCUGGCCAACCUCUGGGGGCCAAAGAAGACAAUUGCUUCCUGGGGCUGCAUCACACAGGCCUACUUCUUCCACUGGAUAGGAUGCACCGAAUGCGUUCUGCUAACAGUGAUGGCCUUUGAUCGCUACUUAGCUAUCUGCCGGCCACUCCAGUACACCCUCACCAUGCAUCCUCAGGUAUGUAUGCAGCUGGCAGUUUCAGCCUGGUGCAGUGGCCUAGCCAAUUCUCUGCUCCAAGGCACCCUAACUAUCCAGCUUCAUCACUGUGGUCAUCAUAUUCUGGACCACUUCUUCUGUGAGCUACCUGUCCUGAUCAAGCUGGCCUGUGAAGAUACCACUGUUAACGACCUGACACUGGUUGCAGGAGCCAUUCCCUUUGUACUGCUGGCUCCAUUGCUUGUGCUGAUCUCCUAUACCUUCAUUGCCAGGGCUGUGCUGAAGUUACCUUCAGCUGAAGGAAGGCGUAAGGCCUUCAGCACCUGCAGUUCCCACAUGGUGGUUGUCAUCAUGUACUACGGGCCAUCCAUCUACGUGUACCUCCAGCCCCCUGCCAAUAGUACCCAGGCCAAGUUCACAUCCUUCCUCUACUGCCUUAUCACCCCACUGCUGAAUCCACUCAUCUAUACCUUAAGAAACAAGGAUGUGAAUAGGGCAUUGAAGAGACUGCUACAAUCCGAGAAAGGAGACAAAUCCUAAAAAGCGUAAAGUCAUA
This is a messenger RNA of Loxodonta africana (African savanna elephant), 2221 nucleotides long. Its product is annotated as olfactory receptor 2G3-like. Lineage: Eukaryota; Metazoa; Chordata; Mammalia; Proboscidea; Elephantidae. Gene Ontology annotation, cellular component: plasma membrane. The record is from RefSeq and is a predicted model, not a curated record. Gene Ontology annotation, molecular function: G protein-coupled receptor activity; olfactory receptor activity. Bases 1270 to 2205 code for a protein of 311 amino acids. Gene Ontology annotation, biological process: detection of chemical stimulus involved in sensory perception of smell; G protein-coupled receptor signaling pathway. The transcript has a single exon.